AUGGUAUGCUCCAUGAUGCAGUCAGCAUCAUCCCCAUAUUGCGCGCAGCACGUAUAUCGCCCGUCCCGACUGCUGCGCAUCUCGACCGAUGCAGCCAUCAAUUCGGGUGUUAAACCUGCGCAAGAUUUGAGUGAGCGCUCGAAGCUCUGGGCCGAGAUCAAUCAGUGCGAUUGGGAAACAGCGAGCGCGACACGUCUCUCUCACGACAAAGCCAUGCGCAAGCCUUAUAUCAAGUGGCAGAAGCAUCUGCGCAGCCCUAUUGGUCAAUCAGGCCAAUUGAUCAAGACCGCUGAAAGCCCAGACCUGAGGGUACUAUCGAGAAAGUUCAGCUACCACUUCAAGGGCUAUACUAGCAACACGUGGGCACGGCGCUACACUGUUUCCCCAGAUGAACCACGAGUCAGGCAGUACGAAUUCGUAGAGCUCGACUACGGACAAACCUUACAUUUACCGGAUCUACCCGACUAUACGGCUCUGCACUCGACUGCUCCGGGCGGAAUCGAAGUCCUUCUGGACUUGGCGUUGUAUGGCAAAGGUCACAAAAUCUUCACACCAGUGAUUUCAAGCUACAAGGCACUGUACCUCGAGUUACGGGUUCUGCACUCGCUGUCGCCUUAUCAGCAGGAGAUUUCGCGGACCGAGCACGUUGUUAAGGAGUGCGCGAUGAUGGACUGGCGGUUUCACGGUGCAUUCGCACUGCCAUGGUACCAUGCUUAUAGUUCCUUGAGUCACGGUUUCAGACGCCUGGAAGAUCCUACAUCGACCGAAUACAGGGAACUUUGCCAGUAUUUAUUCGGCUCGAAUCAGCCUACUCACAAGAUGAGCUUCGAGAUCAAGGAUAUCUACGAAGUCUUUGUCAAAACCAGAGCGAGAAACGCAUAUGAGAACUGGAUUCAGAGUCGCGAGGACCGCGACACCGAGGAGCGCCUGCUUUUAUGGCAUGGUACUAGGCUCUCUUCGCUGCAUGGCAUCUUGGAUGUGGUCUGCAGAUCCGACGGCCUGGCGUCUGGUACACUGGCACCAUGUUUGGUGAUGCUGAUUCAUCGAGCAAGUCAGCAGGGUACUGUCGAACCCGAGGUAGCACUGGAGAUGGUGAUGCGGUUCUGCUUCUAUGCGAGGCCGACGUCGGAAAAGCUCGCUUACAGAGUGAAUCUUCCAAUUAUUUCGCUCACUCUGAUAUCGCGGCCUCGUGUGGCCAAUACAGGUGCUUUUCAGGGCUUGGUGAACUUCAGCCAGGCACCUGCUGCCAAAGCAGGUGUUGUGCAGAUGCCCGACACUCGGAUUCCGUAUCAUGCAUCGAACCCGCGAGGCGAUUUGAAAUUUAACGAAUAUGUUAUUUACGACCCCUCGCACUUGACCAUUCGAUAUAUUCUUCAUCUGAAAGCCUGCGAAGCAGUAUCCUCGCCCAACAUUGGUGUUCGAUUUCUGGCACGAAGAAAGUCAAAGGUUAUGGGAAAAUCUCGUGUAGCCGGGCUUGUGCGGCAUGCCUCAGAUGCUCGUUAG
This is a messenger RNA of Microdochium trichocladiopsis, 1503 nucleotides long. RefSeq lists its product as uncharacterized. The transcript is spliced from 7 exons. NCBI's taxonomy places the organism in Eukaryota, Fungi, Ascomycota, Sordariomycetes, Xylariales, Microdochiaceae. The record is from RefSeq and is a predicted model, not a curated record. Gene Ontology annotation, molecular function: NAD+ poly-ADP-ribosyltransferase activity. Bases 1 to 1503 code for a protein of 500 amino acids.